UAAACAUUUUCCUGGACUACUUUCGUCACGGAAGUUACCAGCAAGACCAGACUAAUUGGCAUUCUUUUCGCCGCCGCCGCCGCCGGGUGUAUCUGGUCAACACGAUGCCGCACAUCUUUGGAGCAGCCCCAGGUGACACAUCUACGGAGCAAGACGAGACUGAUCAUUAUUGGAGAGCAUCUGCUGACGCAGCCGCAAAAAUACCAAACCCGAUGUAUGUCUCCAGCACAGCAACCACGUGCGCUUACAACAAGACCAAGUGGUCCCACCGGUGCAAGAAGUUCUGGUUGACCGUCGGUGGACUGGUUUUCGCGGUCAUGGCUAUUGUACUUCCGUUCGUGGCAGUUAAUGUGAGCAUCCUUUCUGGGGAGAUGAACAAUAUUUCAGUACGACUGGCCAAAGUGGAACGUAAGUAG
Molecule: messenger RNA, 416 nt
Organism: Branchiostoma belcheri (Belcher's lancelet)
Lineage: Eukaryota; Metazoa; Chordata; Leptocardii; Amphioxiformes; Branchiostomatidae
Exons: 4
Coding region: 105-416 (103 amino acids)
Source: RefSeq, a predicted model, not a curated record